Messenger RNA from Centruroides sculpturatus (bark scorpion), 394 nucleotides. RefSeq lists its product as uncharacterized. The transcript is spliced from 8 exons. The record is from RefSeq and is a predicted model, not a curated record. NCBI's taxonomy places the organism in Eukaryota, Metazoa, Arthropoda, Arachnida, Scorpiones, Buthidae. The coding region runs from base 20 to 325 and encodes 101 amino acids.
UUUCCUCUAAUACACAAGAAUGAAGUUCGUCCUAAUUGUUACUCUCUUUCUCGUUAGUUUCAUGUUCAUGACAGCAGAAGACGAGAAAGGAAAACAGAUUAUACGAAAUUGCUGUAAGGAAGCCAAAGAAAAAGUUGGAGAUGAAUUUGAAAACACCAUCAUUGAAUGUUUAAAAAAGACCAUAGAUGAAGAGGAAGAGAAAGAAGGUGAUAAUAGAGAAGAGAAUAAAAAAACUAUGGAAACAUAUAUAAAGAAGGCUAAGCUUGAACCUGUUGACUGUGAAAACGGUGCAGAGGGAUUAAUGAAAAAGAAUAGCAAGGAAUGAAGAUAACAAAAGCAUACAAUUGUAACAGUAUUAAAAAUAAUUAUGAAAUAAAUUCGUAUAGCAAAUGAA